UGUCAUUCUGAACGUGACAAACCUUGACGAUUCUAAUAAUACCUACAUACAACAUACGACAACGCGUCUCGCAUCUUGGCCCUCUGGUGCAGCUGGCUCCUUCUACGUCUUUCUUGAGAGCGCGACGCCCACUUGAGCGACCAUCACGACCGGCCUCUUUCGAUCACACGACUCAAAACGCACACUCGUCCUCAAGAACCCUGCAUCACCGACGGCCACCCGCAUUAUACCCACAAAACACGACCCCGACGUCUCAUCCACCAUGGUUUCCCUCGGCCUAGUGACGAUCGCUCAGAUCGUAGCAGUCGUAUUCUGCAUCAUCGAGCUUGGUCUGUCCGGCUUUGUCGCCAGCGCCUACUGGUGGCACUCGCCCGACAUUGUCAACUUUAUCAUCUUCUGCAGCGUGUGGUCGCUGCUCGUGCUGGCCUACCUCAUCCUGACGCCCAUGUUCAUGGAGCGCCUCUUUCACCAGCUGGUCUCGCUCGGCCUCGUCGCUGUGACGACGAUUUUCUGGUUCGCGGGCUCCAUCGCGCUCGCGACGUGGACGGGAACGCCCAAGUGCGACAACUCGUGGUGCGGCUCGGCCCAGGCGGCCGUCGCGUUUGCCUUUUUCAUCUGGGCCAUCUUCACGGGCCUGCUGGUGCUUGACAUUAUGACGGUGAUGCGCUCGCGCGGCCACUCGACCUCGCACGCCAAGGCUGGCCACAGCAACGGCGCCACCUACCCCGGUGUCUGA
Verticillium dahliae VdLs.17 is the source of this 736-nucleotide messenger RNA. RefSeq lists its product as uncharacterized. Lineage: Eukaryota; Fungi; Ascomycota; Sordariomycetes; Glomerellales; Plectosphaerellaceae. The coding region runs from base 263 to 736 and encodes 157 amino acids. The transcript is spliced from 2 exons. Gene Ontology annotation, cellular component: membrane. The record is from RefSeq and is a predicted model, not a curated record.